AUGGAUGACAACUGGGGCGACGCGGACGAUUCGCAACGAGGUAUUACCGAAGAGCUUCCCCGAGUCGCAGUCCUGCCAAAGCAUAUUCGUUAUCGUUGCUUCACUGGAACCACCCUUGGUAGUCACGUGCGCUGGACCGGUGCUGACACAGACUUCUUUCUUAACAAGCGACGCCGCUAUGAGGAGGUGACUGACAGCUCGGAUGUGGUGACACCGCUGCCGCGUGUGCUGAACGAUUCCUUUGAGAUUGCCGCGCGGCAGCUGUCAACGUAUUAUUGGCUGUCUCAGCCGCAUAGCGCACAGGAAAUGUGUGCGAGGUUUGCACUGGAUCGCCGGCUUGGAGUGAGGCCCAGCCUCUCGGCAAUUAAUCGGGCUAUUCGGACGCUCAGCCAUGACGGCCAGGUUGAUGCGAUUUUAGAUAUCAUGGAGGAUCUGAUCGUUGAGGGGGAUCCACUGUCCUUGAGCACUGUAUUAGAGAUUAUCAACUCAUUGCAGGCCCAGCCAGCAAGGGCUAUGCGGGUCGCUCUGCUGCUGCAGACUAAACUGCGUGCGGGCACAGCCAUUCCAGCAGCGGUGUGGCAGCGGCUAAGUUCUGAUUUCGCGCGAAGUUCCCAGGGGCUCCCGAAGCCGCUGGAUGACCACUUUAUGGGGUUGCUGGAGAGUGUUAUGUAUAUGGUACGGUGGGAAAGCAAGUACCUCAGCGAAGAACUAAUAGUUGAGUUCGGGAAGUGCUUGCUGGAUAGCCGGAAGCCCCUGGAUUCUGCUAUGAAGCUCGUUCAGGAGGAGUUGUUGAGCGGACGAAAUCAAAGCAUUUCCGGGUCAUGCACUUUGCAGUUGAGCGCCUUUUUGACCGACCUACUCACCGCGCUCUGUAGUUCUUCGGCACGUGCCAUCUACGACGUCAAAGGGACACCGCCUGAUCCUGCAAAGCUUCGAAAUUUGCUAAUUUUUAGCGGCGAUGUGAUUAAGUACGCCUAUGCCCAAAAGGUUCAGCUCGCACCAAAGGCAUUAGAUUCGGUCUUGUUGUUGUGUGAUGCAUGCCAUGAUUACCAUCGUCUGUAUAUUUUGUUUCUCUCCAUGUGUGUUUUAUCCGUCCCAACUUUAUGUGCGCUUCUGCGUGUGGUUGAGGUGGUUAACGCCAUACCAGGCAUUGCGUCAAGGCUCAGUACCACGCUUUGUUACCGGCCGCAGGAUAUUUUUGUGUGGUGUCUUGAACAUUUUGAGUCUAUUCUGGCACCGACAAGCUGUAGCAUGGAGGACGCGGCACUCUCGUCCCUUUGUCGUGCCCUUGGUACGUGCUUGGCUGACUCGGAUGCUGACGCUGCAAAGAUGAUCGGGGUAUUCCAUAUCCUACUUAAGAGAUCCACCAAUCCACAAUAUAGUGCGGUGUUGCUUAGCUCUUACUUAGCUAGCCGCCGGCAGCGAUAUUCCGCUGCAGCUAGUAUUAAGCAUAUUCAGCUGAUGGAGUCUAUAAAUCAUCUAGCGACCAUAGUAGCACUCUCACAGGGGAGAAGUUCCAACAACGUUAUGCAAUCCAAACAUUAUUAUGACCGGACUUUUCUUGCUGCGUCCCUUCGUAGCUCCCCAAUCAUCCGAGAAGGUAGCGCUAUUUCUAUUGAUUUUGUUCUUGCCUCUGCUAUCUCGGCUGCGCCACAAGCGCACUUCAAUGUGCUGGAUGCCAGCAUAUUAAACUCGCUAGCUCGCGACCCUCGUGCGGAAGAGGCCUUCGUAGGCAUGAUGAACAUGUAUGUUAGCCAAGGUGGAACGCGAACGAUUCUGCCGUUCGAGGCCCUGAGUGAGCACUUUGGUGAGCUUUCACCGGAGGCAUUAGCACUCAUGGGAGGCUGGGGGGUUCAGCAUGGGGCUUGGUUUGCCGUACUUCCACCGUCUCUUUCUAUUCAGUUGCAGGGGAACACCUGCACCGGAAUCGCCUGUGAUUUGUUUCACCGGCUGCGGCGGGCUGGACACCAAAAGGUUGCCUUCAUGUGUAGUGACCCCCAUGUGGCUGAAGCGAUUAGGGCGAAGGGGAUACGACCCGUGAUCUUAUUGGAAGACCUCCUCCAACGCCUCAGCAAGCGAGCAGCUCAAUAG
Molecule: messenger RNA, 2091 nt
Organism: Phytomonas sp. EM1
Lineage: Eukaryota; Euglenozoa; Kinetoplastea; Trypanosomatida; Trypanosomatidae
Source: the annotation of a GenBank genome assembly